Messenger RNA from Ostreococcus tauri, 678 nucleotides. Its product is annotated as unnamed product. The coding region runs from base 1 to 678 and encodes 225 amino acids. The transcript has a single exon. The record is from RefSeq and is a predicted model, not a curated record. NCBI's taxonomy places the organism in Eukaryota, Viridiplantae, Chlorophyta, Mamiellophyceae, Mamiellales, Bathycoccaceae.
AUGGGACGCCACGGCGACGACGCCGUCUCCGCGUUCGGUGACGAGAAGCGCGGCGCGCGCGCGUCGUACGAGCGACGACGACGACGAGAGAUUGCAGAGAAACGCGGACGCGGACGCGGACGCGGACGCGGACGCGGACGCGACGGCGUCUCGACGCACGUCGACGCCGAGUACGUCGACGCCGUCGUCUCGCGCGCUCGAUCGUCGCUGGACGACGUGGUAGGGGACGACGGCGAGGGAGACGACGACGCGCGAGGAGCUGACUUGGAGGAGCUCUUACGCGACGCCGAACGCGCGUGCGCGCCGAGACCGGGAACGGCGUCGAUGUAUUUCGACGGUGAAUGGGCCGAUGACGCGCUACGAGAGGUUGCGUCGACUUCAGGAGUCGAAGGCGGCGACGCCGGUGCGAGCGCGGAUAUCGCGGCGGCGCUGACGAUCGACGACGUCGCUCUGGAACGAAGACUGCGCGAAACGUCGCUCGCCCGACUACUCGGACUCGGAGAGGAAUACGAGGACGCGUGUGGGUACGACGGCGUUCUCGAAAUGAAAGCACCGGCGUCGGUGAUGGAUGCGUCUCCGGUGAUCGGUGUGAACGAAGCUUCUGAGUCUGCGCCGACACCGCCCGCGAAGGUGACGGACGAGGACAGUUGGCUCGACGAACUCCUCGACGGCGACUGA